UAAGCAAAGAUAAACCCUUCGACCGGUAUCUUUUUUCCCCGUUCCUCAUAUACUUUGGUGUUAGGGCAUAGGGUCCUCUUUCACCCUCUCUAUCUCUCUCGCUUCCUCUAUAUUUUCCCAAAUCCUUUUAUACUAAGGAUUCCUAAUUCGAUCCCAAAUCCUUUUAUACUAAGGAUUCCUAAUUCGAUCCCAAAACCCUUUAUCUCUACUCCGCGCAAUCACUCUUGCGAGGUAAUACACUUGUUAUUCCUUAUUUUUUACUUAAUAUAUCGGAAUAAACCACCCAUCUCUUCAUAUCCCAAUCGUUUUGAUUGGUUUUUUUUGAAAAAAAGUUACGAUCUGGGUUCUUCUCCGAAUCCCUAUCUGGGUACCUUUUGUUUUUCUCAAUUUCGAUUAUUUUGCUGCGAUUUUGCUUCGUUUUUGGAUUGGCUUCCCGUGAAGAUCGCAGUUUUGGUUCUGUAGAUUAUUUUUUAUUUGAAUUUAUUCAAUUAUUCGGGGUUGGGGAUUGGGGAUUGAUGGGGAAGAGGGUGAAACCGAAGGCGCGAAACCCUCGUAAAGCGCAGCCGCAAGCGGCAGGUAGAUCUGCUCAAGCUAUUUCGGAGCCGAAAGAUCCGAAGAGCGAAGUAGGGGAUGAGGAAGUGAAGGAGAAAGAGCAAUGCAAUCACUUCACUAAGGAUUCUUCUCAUCUGAAUCAAGUUUUAUUAGGGAUGUUGUCGUCGAAGGAUGUCGCGGCGUGUGAGCAUUGUAGGGAAGAGCCCAGUGGUAGUAGGAGAGGGAACAAGGAGAAGGGGAAGCAGAGUAAGAAGAAAGGAGGGGGAGGAGGUAAGUAUUCCGAGGCGAAAUCGGAAUCCCAAUUCAUAUGGGUUUGUUUGGACUGCGGCCGCUCGUUCUGCGGCGGCACGGCGAGUGCUUCUGAGCCGUACGGCCACGCCCGCCGGCAUGCGAAACAAGAGCGCCAUUCGUGGGCCGUUCGGUCCGACAGCCCGAGCAUCGCCUGGUGUUUCCCGUGCGACUCGGAGAUCCCAAUCGAGAUCCCAGAGGAGGAAAUCCCUAAGUUGACGGUUGUUGAUAAGGCGUUAGAACCUGGAGCUGAUACUCUGAAGUUGAGUAAUUCGAAAGGGUACGUAAUUAGGGGGCUUUCAAACCUUGGAAACACCUGCUUCUUCAAUUCAGUGCUGCAGAAUCUCCUUGCCAUUGAUAAGUUGAGAGAGUACAUGGUGAACUUGGAUUGGACUAUCGGGCCGCUCACUAUGGCAUUGAAGAAACUCUUUAUAGAAACGAGCAGUGUAGAUGAUUCCAAUUCGAAGGCUGUAUUAAGCCCUAAAAAUCUUUUUGGGGGUAUUUGCGCGAAGGCCCCCCAGUUCAGGGGGUACCAACAGCAGGACAGCCAUGAAUUGCUCCGAUACUUGCUCGAUGGUUUGUUUAUGGAAGAAACAUCCGCACGGAAAUCACCGGAAUCUUCGGUGGAACAAGAGCAGAAGAAUGUUUCUAUUUUGGAAAGUACUACCAUGGUGGAUUUCUUUUUCGGGGGGCAACUUUCUAGUACCAUUGCUUGUAAGGAAUGCGGGCAUACUUCAGUAAUCCAUGAACCUUUUCUUGAUCUCUCACUUCCUGUUCCAUCAAAGAAGCCGCCGGCUAAGAAGCCACCACCACCUCCGCCGAGGAAGAGUAAGCCGCCCCUAAGAGAUAAGUAUAAGAACCGGAGGUUUAAAGAGAAGACGAGUUUGAGAGGGGAGAACAUCGCUUCGCCUUCAGAACCAGAGGCUGAUGCAGUGAACGUAGAGGAGCCUGCAGAGUGCAGUGGGUCGUGCGCGCCUGUACUAAAUUCAGAAGAAAAUGCAGGUGUCAUAGUAGAGGAUGAUUCGUGGUGGAUGGACUUUAUUGGACCCACUCCUGAGCCAGGUGUGGCCAAGUUGGAGCCUCAAACUGUUGGAGAAUGUACUGAUGAUGGGCAGGUUUCCCAAAAUCAGAAUAUUUUACAAGACAAUUUGGAAAAUCAGAUUGUGGAUUCCCCUAAGGAUGAAUUGGAAGGCGCUUUGAAAACUGCCAUCGACACUUGCCCUAAAGAACAAGCGGGUUCUCUAGAUUAUUGUGGGGAGAGUUUGAUUUCAGAUACGAUCUCUUCUUCAUGUGUCCAAGAUUCUGGUGUUAUCUUACUUCCUUAUAAGGAAUUAGAUCCCGCCAUGGAGGAAAUAGACGGAACAGCUUCGUCUUCGCAGAAUCUUCAAGUUUCGAUCCAAGCUGUUGCUUCAAAAGAAGAACCGGAUAUGCAGUCUUCAUUAAAUGUUAACAAUGAGCAAGCUGAAGUUGAAUUUGAUGGCUUUGGCGACAUGUUUAAUGAGCCUGAGGUUACUUCUGAACCCAAGACAGAAAACGGCCCAAGUGAUGAUAUGGAUAUCAUGUUCUGGAAUAGCAGUUCCAGUGAGUUAACGCAGGAUGAGGUGGAUGACAGUAGUGCUCCUGUUUCUGUCGAUAGUUGCUUGGCUUUAUUUACUAAACCCGAACUUCUCACUGACGAACAUGCAUGGCAUUGCGAGCACUGUUCGGAGGUUUCAUCAAGCAAUGUUUUGAAACGAAGAAAGCCCGCUAAACAGUCUAUGGAAAUUGUUGAUGAUUCAGAGUCCUUAAGUUUACAGGUUAAGGGUGAGAACUCUUCGGAUGUAGAAGAAUUAAACAAUGGAAAGAUUUCGUCAAUCUGCAAGAACAUAGAUAAACAGGUUGACACACUUGAUAAUUCAAAUGUGGAUGGAGAAUCGGAGAGCAAAAGAUGCAAUAGUCAAUGUAGUAUUGAGAACAAAUCAGAGUUGCUAAAGCCUGCAUUAAGUGAACAACCUCAGAGUUCUAAUUCCCAGAAGAAGGAGAAAGAUAUAAUGGAAAUAGGCCCAGAAAAAAGUACAACAGAUGAGACUUCAGAUAGUAAAGACAAUGAUUUGUGCAGUGUAGGCAAUCAGCAAGAUGCUGGUUGUGGUGAGGAUGCUUCAGAAGCUUCUUCUAGUAGCUUGAAGGAUGAUAUGGAAAUAAGGCAUUCGAGUGCUCGUGAGAACGAGAGUACCACUGUGAUUAAUAAAAUAGAGAAGAAGCAUUCCAAGCCGUCAAACAGAGCUCACUCCAUCCAAGACAGCAGGGGAAAGGGUAAAGUGUCGGAAGGGAGGAGGGUGAUGAGGGAUGCUAUGAAGAGAUUUCUUAUCUACAAGGCACCGCCUAUUUUAACCAUUCAUUUGAAGAGAUUUAGCCAGGAUGCUCGCGGCCGUUUGACUAAAUUGAGAGGUCAUGUCAACUUCCAAGAGAUGCUUGAUAUAAGGCAGUACAUGGACCCGAGAUGCAGGGAGAAGGAGAAGAGCAUUUAUCGGCUGGUCGGAGCGGUGCAGCACUCAGGUAGCAUGGGAGGAGGCCACUAUGUUGCUUACGUGAGAGGAGACAAAAUCCAAGGCAAAUCCCACAGAGCCGUCGGCUCGCCUUCGUGGUUUUAUGCUAGCGACGCUCAUGUCCGAGAGGUUUCUUUCUCUGAAGUCCUCAAGAGCGAGGCUUAUAUCCUCUUUUACGAAAGACUACAGGAUUAAAAAUUUAUUGCUCUUCAAUGCCAAAUCAGUUGCUGAGGGUUUGAUAGAAAGGAGAGGGAAUGGAGUUCAUUCUUCUUCUUUAAAAUUUUGAUUCCGAAGAGGGAGAUGAUUUGAGGGAGAAAUUACGGGAAAUACUCAUUUACGGAGUUUGAACACGAUCAUCGAAGAGAUGUUGCAGCUCUGUUGAAUGAUUGAUAGAUGAUCUCUUCUUUUCCUUAAGAGUUUUUAAGGAUCGAAACCGAUUCUAAUUGAAGACUUCGAUGUAAUUUGUUGUGAUGAGCCAUUUCUCCCCCCAUAUUUUGAUCGAUGGGGGUCGUCGAAUUAUGAAUUGAUAGGUAUUGGGAACUACACUUCUCAUUUCUUUGUUGAUUCAACAAACCACAAAUAAUUGACUUGUGGAUUGAGUUUUACAGGUAAAAAAGAUGGUGAUGUAUUUUGAGAUCAGAUCCAGAUUCAAAGGGCAGUGCAACCCUUUUAUUCAUG
Molecule: messenger RNA, 4043 nt
Organism: Ananas comosus (pineapple)
Lineage: Eukaryota; Viridiplantae; Streptophyta; Magnoliopsida; Poales; Bromeliaceae
Product: ubiquitin carboxyl-terminal hydrolase 2
Exons: 2
Coding region: 516-3560 (1014 amino acids)
Biological process (GO): protein deubiquitination
Cellular component (GO): cytosol; nucleus
Molecular function (GO): zinc ion binding; cysteine-type deubiquitinase activity; cysteine-type endopeptidase activity
Source: RefSeq, a predicted model, not a curated record